Mesorhabditis spiculigera is the source of this 576-nucleotide messenger RNA. The record is from the annotation of a GenBank genome assembly. NCBI's taxonomy places the organism in Eukaryota, Metazoa, Nematoda, Chromadorea, Rhabditida, Rhabditidae.
AUGACAAAAUUUGUCACCGUUCGCGCUGGUCACCAGGUCGAGGGCUCCGUUGACAGUCUCUACUGGCUAAUCAUCUCUCUCGGCCUCGGUAUCGUCAUCAAUGUUGGAUAUGUGAUUGUCAAUCAGAAAAUGGCUCGCCAAAGGGAGAUCCGGGCGCGCCGACAGGUCGAAAAGAAUGAGAUGGAGCAGGACGCUGUCGUCGAAGUGUGCGUACAGCCAGCGACCGCCGAGCCGGCUACGGAGCCACCACCAGCUAAGGCCGUCGACGCUGCUUCAGCCAAUGUUGGGACGGACAAGAAGAAAACAUCUGGCAAGACUGGGAAGAAAUCGGGCAGCAAUAACGCAUCGAAUCCCAAGGAGUCCACGGCUAAGAAGGACCCGUCCACCAAUGCGACCAACAAAUUGACGCAGAAGACACAGAAGCAGCCGUCGAUGGGCACACAGAAGACGCACUUGAUGACCGGUACGACCAUGAAUACGCAGCAAUCGAUGAAGCCCGGAUCUGGAUCUCGGCCCAAGAAAGAGAAGGGCACCGUGGAGGAUCAGACGCAAAACCACGACCAGGACCAAUCCCAG